Molecule: messenger RNA, 6398 nt
Organism: Monodelphis domestica (gray short-tailed opossum)
Lineage: Eukaryota; Metazoa; Chordata; Mammalia; Didelphimorphia; Didelphidae
Gene: THOP1
Product: thimet oligopeptidase 1
Biological process (GO): peptide metabolic process; proteolysis
Cellular component (GO): mitochondrial intermembrane space
Molecular function (GO): metalloendopeptidase activity
Source: RefSeq, a predicted model, not a curated record
CGGUUUGGGAGUCAGAUGCCUCAGAGAAGGUUAGUCCUCCAGGAUCCUAGCCAGCGCCAGAGAGAAGGUGGACGCUCUGUCCCUAUCACCGCUCGUCUCUAUGGUUCUGGUUUCCGCCGCGCUCCCAGAAGUCUUUGGGUGACUGGUCUAUUUUCCCCAGUCCACGGAGGAGGAGUCCUUGGAGCAGGAAGCCGUAUCCGGCAGCGCCAGCCACACUUUAAGUUCCUCUGCAGCCCGGGCCCCUCCGCCGCCGCCGCUCCCGCCUUUGCAGCCAUCACCAUGGCGCCCCCCACAGGAGAUGUCCUGGAUAACGUGUCUCCAUGUUCUGUAGCAAACCACUUAAGGUGGGACUUGACAGCAGGACAGAUUGAAAAUCUUACUAAUGAACUCAUUGAAAAAACCAAGCGUGUGUAUGAUCAAGUGGGAUCUCAGGAGUUUGAAGAAGUAUCCUAUGAGAGUACUCUCAAAGCAUUGGCUGAUGUGGAAGUGGAAUACACAGUUCAGAGAAACAUUCUGGAUUUUCCACAGCAUGUUUCCCCCUCCAAAGAUAUCCGAACAGCCAGUACUGAGGCUGACAAAAAGCUCUCGGAGUUUGAUGUUGAGAUGAGCAUGAGACAGGAUGUGUACCAGAGGAUUGUCUGGCUGCAGGAGAAAGUUUCGGCAGAUUCAUUGAGGCCAGAAGCCAAGAGAUACCUGGAUCGGCUAGUUAAACUGGGAAAACGGAAUGGACUACAUCUCCCAGAAGAAACUCAAGAAAAAAUCAAAAACAUUAAAAAGAAGCUAAGUCUCCUUUGUAUCGACUUCAACAAGAACCUGAAUGAGGACACUACCUUCUUGCCGUUCACCCGAGAGGAACUGGGAGGCCUUCCUGAGGACUUUCUGAACUCCUUGGAAAAGACCAAGGAUGAUAAGUUGAAAGUAACUCUCAAGUACCCGCAUUACUUUCCUCUUCUAAAGAAAUGUUAUGUUCCUGAGACCAGGAGGAAGGUUGAAGAGGCUUUCAACUGUAGAUGCAAGGAGGAGAACUGUGCAAUCCUCCAGGAACUAGUAGAUCUCCGGGCUCAGAAGUCCAGCCUGCUAGGAUUUAACACUCAUGCUGACUAUGUCUUAGAGAUGAAUAUGGCCAAAACAAGUCAAGAUGUUGCCACAUUCUUAGAUGAACUGGCUCAGAAGCUGAAGCCUCUUGGGGAAGAAGAACGAGCAGUCAUCUUGGAAUUGAAAAAAAAAGAAUGUGAGAAGCGGUCCUUGGACUUUGACAACCAGAUCAAUGCCUGGGACAUGCGCUACUACAUGAACCAAGUAGAGGAGACCCGCUAUAACGUGGACCAGAACCUGCUAAAGGAAUACUUUCCUAUGCAGGUGGUCACCAAGGGCCUUCUGGGCAUAUACCAAGAGCUCUUAGGACUAACCUUUGAAUUAGAAGAGAAUGCCAAGGUGUGGCAUGAGGAUGUGAAAUUAUAUUCAGUAAGGGAUGUGGACUCGGGCAAAGUGAUUGGGAAGUUCUACCUGGACUUGUAUCCCCGGGAAGGAAAAUAUGGUCAUGCAGCCUGCUUUGGCCUACAACCUGGCUGCCUUCUCAAGGAUGGCAGUCGGCAGAUCUCCAUUGCAGCCAUGGUGGCCAACUUCACCAAACCAACACCAGAUGCUCCCUCCCUGCUGCAACAUGAUGAGGUGGAGACAUACUUCCAUGAGUUUGGGCAUGUGAUGCACCAACUCUGUUCUCAGGCAGAGUUUGCCAUGUUCAGUGGGACCCACGUGGAGAGAGACUUUGUAGAAGCGCCAUCCCAGAUGCUGGAAAACUGGGUGUGGGAGAAGGAGCCUCUGAAGCGCAUGUCCCAGCACUACAAGACAGGAGAGCCCAUCCCUCAGGAGCUGCUGGAGAAGCUCAUCAAGUCCCGUCAGGCAAAUACAGGUCUCUUCAACCUGCGUCAGAUUGUCCUAGCCAAGGUGGACCAGGCACUGCAUACCCAGACGAAAGCCGAUCCAGCCCAGGAGUACUCUCGGCUGUGCCAGGAGAUCUUAGGAAUUCCAGCCACUCCAGGUACUAAUAUGCCAGCCACUUUUGGUCACCUGGCAGGAGGCUAUGAUGCCCAGUACUAUGGCUACCUCUGGAGUGAAGUAUACUCCAUGGACAUGUUCCAUACACGCUUCAAAAUGGAAGGGGUCCUCAACUGUAAGGUCGGCAUGGACUACAGGACCAACAUCCUGAAGCCCGGUGGCUCUAUUGAUGCUAUCUCCAUGUUGCAGCAGUUCCUAGGCCGGGAACCCAAGCAAGAUGCCUUCCUCCUGAGCAAAGGGCUGAAGGUGUUGGACAGCAGCUCACUGCCCUCUGCCUGCUGAUGGGCCGGCCCUGCCGAUGGUCACGGGAGCUCUUCUGUGCAUCCCCGUUCUUCAGGACUGAGCAAGUUUGGACAGAACCUUCCUCUGGCCUCCCUGUUGCCUUAAAUUCCCAACAGAGAGAGAGCAGAGGGACUCGGACAGAGCCACUACCCCGCCGCAGGGUGGGGAAUGAGGGGGUGCUUCCACCCCCUUCUGCAAACCCGCCUUGUUUUGCUUUCUACUUUUUAACUUUCCGGGCCCUUUUUGGGGUCUUUGCUCAGUCACAUUAAGAUGUUUGGAGAGUUCUUGUGUUGGCCAUAUGGCCUGAUAUUAUUUUUUCCCCCUUGUCCAUCCCACCCCAGAGUAACCAAGAUCAGGUUCUCUAUUGAAACUAAUCUUUUUUUUUUUAAGUGGAGUGAAAGAGGGAGCCUCCCAUAUUCCUCCCUUCUUCCCUCCCUCCCAACUCCUACCUUGAAAUAGCUUAGUUUAACAUUGUUGUUAAGGCAGAAAUCAUGGUUUAGUCUUUUUGGGAUGGUUUUUUCAGACGCUGUUUUGGUGAGAGAUGGAUUAGACCUCAGGGAAUUGACAGCUGGGAUGGGUGUGUUUUCUGUGCAUGUGUGCUGGAGCUGGUGAGUGAAAUGAAUGAGUUGUUCCCCCUUUUAAGGUGACUUAAGCCUGAGCACUCUGGCUCCGUCACAGAGCAAUGAUUUCCUAACUGGAACCAAGGGGCCUUAGAAAGUUCACCCUGAGAUUGGUACAGACUUUACUGCAGGAUUCUGAGGCCAGCGCCUCCAUGAGGGUUGAAUGCCUGGCUCACAUAAUAAAAAAUGAGGAAGUCUAUCGAUCAAUCUGUUGAUAAGUGAAAUUGGGUUGGUGCUCCCUAGGAAAAGGUAUUUGGAAAAAACUUGGCCCAUGUGACUUCUCCCUUUACUCCAGCAGACUUUAUUUAAAUCCGAUAGGAGAGAUUCUUCAGGUCUGCUCAACAGGGACCCCUCACACCCUUGACCAUUCUUCAUCCUUUCAGCCCAUAUGAAAAAAACAAGCACAGAGACUUGAGCACAGCCAUGUCCUUUUCUCUAUUUGGAAGCCCCAGGCAGCAAAGAGGAAGCUGUAAUGAGAUGGGGAGAGAGAGCUUCCCUCAUGGCCCUUCAGGGAAAACUGAGAUGAAGAUCUGUUAAAAGGGAGCAGGCAUUAACUGGUGUCCAGUAAAUCAAGGAGUGAGCUCUCUAGACCUGCCAUCCCUCCUGUUUCUGUGCCCUUGGUCAAUAGGCAUUUAUUAAGUGUUACAGUGUGCCAGGCUCUGUGCUAAGCACCAGGCACACAAAGGCAAAGGCAGCCCUUGCCCUGGAGGGCCCACCCUAAUGGGGAAGCCAGUGGCUACAUACAUCAAAAUAGAUAUGGAUAAACUGGAGACACAGCAGGGAGAAGCACUAGAAGUAAGAGGGAUCAGAAAAGGCUUGUGCUGAAGAUAAACCAGGAAGCAGAGAUGAGGAGGGAGUAUGUUCCAGGCAAGUUACACAACCAGAGAAAAUGCCUGAACCCAAGAAAUGCAUUGCUGCUCCCCUAAAACAGCAAAUCCCACACUCUUGUGAUCUUGGUAACUUUUGGCCAACAACAGUAGCUUUGGCCUUGUUUAAAAAACAAACAAACAUCUUUUUCCCAAUUUCUUUGUUCCCCUGCCCCUAAGGAGUAGCCAGAGAAAAGGGGGAUUUAAUCUAUGGCUUUAUUUAAUCUUUGACUUAAAUUAGAAACUUAUUAAUGCUUUAGCAGUAAGCCCCCAGUUCUUGACUCUGAAAGUGAAGUAUGGUGCCUUCCUUUCUUUAUUGUGGGUUUUUCAGUCAGGUGCUUGGAGUUCCCAUGACUCCUCUAGUCUUUGCUUAAGCAUCUUUCUUUCUUGGACUCAGCAGACCCCACGGUAGAAACAGCUGAUGGGGCAUGUUUCAGCCACAAAAAGAGCCACCUGUAAAAUCCUUGUGCUCUCUGGGCUGGCAAGGAAGGCAGAGAGAAAGGGAGCGGCAGUGUUUCUAGGGGUCUUGUUCCCCUCUUUCGUAUCUCCUUCCCUCUCCCUCCCUGUCACUCAUCCAGACCUAGGCUCCUAGGUUAAGGUAGAAUGAUUUAGAGGCUGUUUUGUGCCCAGGUUGUGAGGCUCUUGUACCUAAAUUACACUGCCCUUUCCUAAAGCUUUGGGCUGGAGAAAGACAGAGACCUGAUUUUUUCUUAGUCAGAGCUAAUGAGGGCAGGACUGAAGGGUCAGUGUCUGGUGUCCCUAGUGUUCUCACUAUCCCGGGAAAGUGGGGUGCUUCUAUUUAGACUCCAUGGUUACCCCCAUUAAAUAAUACCUAUGAUCGUCUGGUCUACAAUACCAAAUUCAUGGGACAUUUGCAUUGGUGUCAGGAGAUGAGAUUAUCCCUAUUGAUUCCUCUGUCCUUUUAUGCCAGCCAAACCCUACUGGACUCUGUAGCAAGGCCAGAUGUGUACUGGACAGAGCUGUAACUAGUGUAAGGGGAAGAUCACUGCGUUUGAAUCUAGGUUCUUUUAUCCAUAUGACCGUAGACAAGUCUCUUCCCCUCCUUGCGACAGUUUUCCCCAGUUGUAAAACAAUACAGUUACACUAUACCUCUAAAGGUGGGUCCUUCCACCUCUUAAUCCUUGAUCUAAUUAAGUGGGCAAAGAAAACAUUAUCUGUCUAAGUUAUGGCUUGGACAAACUUUACUACCCUGCUAGGAAUUCCUCGAGGGAGUAGUGUAGAAUGUUUUUUGGCGGUGUCCUUCCUGGUCACCUAACCCAUCUCCUGUGGCAUUGUAAGGAACAUGGAAAGGUCACAGGUCUGGAAUUCCUGCCUUCUUUGCCUGGCCAGCCCUGGGCCCCUGUUGCUCGUUCCUCAGGAGCUUGAGUCUUUGGAGCUGCAUGUGGCCCCAUCUUCCCCGAGCCCUCUCCCCAGCCCCGGGGACCUGGCCGUCUUCACGUAGGGUCUUCUGCCGCCUCUGUCUGACCUCAUUUCUCCUAGCCUUCUCUUCCAGCAUCUUAAAGCUUUUUCCAUGCCCUGCGUAUACUGCCUGCACUGAAAGCCCAGCUCAGGUACUCAGCAAAAUCCCAAAGGGGAAACGCAUACACAGUGGGGACGGCUUAAAAUACCUAAGGCAGGUGUGAGGCCGCUGAGUCAGCACUGGACAGCCUCGGCUCCCCAGAGGCUUCCUUCUCAUCAAGUGAGGCUUGUCUGCCAUCUUAUCUUCUCCCCUCCCCCCCCCCCCAGCCUCUAGAUGUGGCAAAGCUGGAGACUGCCAGGCUGUCUCUCCAGGCUGACUCCUGCCCUCCGUCAGCCAGAGAGCAUGGUUGCAGACUGUGCCCCUUGCCCCUCCCCACUGCUGCAGGUGCCGCAGCUGCCUGGUCAGGAAAAGGCUCGUGGUACAGUCAAGAAUGCCAGUCUGGGAAGGUGCCCAGCUCCUCUCCCUUGUCUCUGCCCCUUUUAUCCUUCCCAAAGAAAUCACCCAAGAGUGGAACCCGCUCCCCCCCCCCCCCAACUGCUUCCCCUCCCUAUCCCAUGUGAGCCUGUGCCAGGCUCAGCACUGAAGCCGAAUUGACUGUCCUUGUGGGGUGGGAAGAGCAAGCAGCCUUUUGUCUGGCCCUGAUCAGGAGCCACAAUCCUAGCUGCCCCGAUGCACCCUCUGAAGCCUCGUGACUGCACCAACUUUGUGGCGGUAGCUAAAAUCAACUUGCAGAGAGAAUGUGAUCUUGAAGCUGGUGAAACUUGCCACUCUGUAGGCUUCCGACCGCACCAGCAAGGUCCUCUUACUAAGGCGCCUCAGCAUCGAUUAAGCUUCUACUGUGCAAGGCAUGUUGCUAGGAAUCGAGACAAUUCUAGAACAGUCCCUGUUCCCAGGGAGCCUGCCUUCCACAGAAAGCACCGUGGCGCUCGAGGAUCCCUCUCCUUCGGGGUCGGAUGUCAGGCUGCCUCUUCCUCUCCCUUCCCCAAAGAAUGGUGCUUUUGAGAUUUUUGUAAUGGUUCAGGUCUAACUGGCUUGUUAAGCUGGUGUUUUGGUAAAGUGCUUAACACUAAUAAACAGUGGCUUCUAAAAGGC